Molecule: messenger RNA, 1597 nt
Organism: Culicoides brevitarsis
Lineage: Eukaryota; Metazoa; Arthropoda; Insecta; Diptera; Ceratopogonidae
Gene: sll
Product: adenosine 3'-phospho 5'-phosphosulfate transporter 1
Exons: 6
Coding region: 163-1512 (449 amino acids)
Biological process (GO): transmembrane transport
Cellular component (GO): endoplasmic reticulum membrane; Golgi membrane
Molecular function (GO): 3'-phosphoadenosine 5'-phosphosulfate transmembrane transporter activity
Source: RefSeq, a predicted model, not a curated record
AAUAGGUCUUCAUUGUUUGAAUAUUGAAUUGAAACUUGAAUUAAAACAAAUAGAAAAUCCUUUAAACAUUUAAAAUAAGCUUGAUGACGUGUAUAUUCUGACAUUUAAAUUAUUUGUAAAUAUAUUAAACGAAAUUAAAAAUAGAUUGCUGCGUAAACAAACAUGAGAAAUAUUGUCCCAGAUUUUAUCAUAUGUUCAAUUGUAUUAAUAACAUUUUUAUUAGCUCAUUUACUUUCGUAUAUAAUUUUUGAAUUGAUCAACACAGAUUCGGAAGAGCCAAACUUUAAUAAACUACUAAUCGACCAACAAGGUGAUUUCGCAUUUGUCAUUCGACUUUUUGUAAACUGUCUUGGUUAUGCAUGUAUUUUCAUUCCGUUGUUAUUAAUUUAUAAAUAUAUAAAAAAGACAAAAUAUUUGGAACGGAAAGAAAGUGGAUUACUAUAUAGUUUGGUGAAGCUAUGUUACUAUGGCGAAAAACAGGACCGUUCUCAAAUAAAAGAUGCAGCAACAUCUAUCACCCAAGAAUGUUUAACAUUCCUUUACUGUUUUCUAGGCUUGAUGAUAUCAUUUCUAAUAUGGGGCGUGUUGCAAGAAAAAAUAAUGACGAUUGAAUACACUGGGAAAGAUGGGAAAACGAAAUCGCGUUUCAAUGAUUCGCAAUUCAUUGUUUUUAUUAAUCGCACUCUGGCGUUUCUAAUAUCUAGCAUCUACUUGUUCAUAAAAGGGCAUUCAUUGCACACCGCACCUCUUUUUAAAUUUUCAUAUGCUUCUUUUUCAAACAUAAUGAGUGCGUGGUGUCAGUACGAAGCAUUAAAAUUUGUUAAUUUUCCAACCCAAGUGUUAGUCAAAUCAGCUAAAGUAAUUCCUGUAAUGAUCAUGGGGAAAGUAAUUUCGCGUGCAAAAUAUGAAUUUCAUGAGUAUUUAACAGCUGUUAUGAUUUCCUGUGGAAUGGUACUUUUUCUUACCGGAAGUGCUGACGAGUCUAAACAUUCGCCCUCCACAACAUUGACUGGAUUAUUCUUGUUAACACUUUAUUUAAUAUUUGAUAGUUUCACUGCUAAUUGGCAAAAUCAUAUUUCAAAAACCUAUUCGAUGACAUCAAUUCAAUUAAUGUUUGGAGUUAAUUUAUUCAGUAUGAUGUUUACUUCAACAUCGCUUAUUAUUCAGGGCACCUUUUUUCAGUCUGUUGGAUUUGUUAAGGAGCAUCCAAAAUUUAUGAUAGAUUGCAUUACGCUUUCUCUUUGUGCUACAACUGGUCAACUAUUCAUAUAUUAUACGCUGCUUAAAUUUGGUCCGAUGGUAUUCACUAUUAUAAUGAGUUUACGACAAGCGAUCGCUAUAUUACUUUCGUGUCUUAUAUAUAAACAUAGAAUAACGAUAUCUGGAGUAAUUGGUAUAGUUAUUGUUUUCAUGGCUGUAUCAAUUAGAUUCUACGGAGGAUAUCGACUUAGACAAAUUCGACAAAAGGCUGAUUUGCUUAAAUUAAACUAUAAAUCACGAUCUGAAGUAUAGUUUAAGAAAACUAAAAGUUAAGACAACUAUAAAAUUUAUUUUUCAAUACACCAAAUGAAUAAAUUAACAUAAAACUUAUUUAAUG